Hibiscus syriacus is the source of this 2098-nucleotide messenger RNA. Its product is annotated as leucine-rich repeat receptor-like protein kinase PXC1. The coding region runs from base 19 to 2022 and encodes 667 amino acids. Gene Ontology annotation, molecular function: ATP binding; protein kinase activity; protein binding. Gene Ontology annotation, biological process: protein phosphorylation. The record is from RefSeq and is a predicted model, not a curated record. Lineage: Eukaryota; Viridiplantae; Streptophyta; Magnoliopsida; Malvales; Malvaceae. The transcript is spliced from 2 exons.
UGCUGUUCCCGGUAAACAAUGAAUUUCCCUUACCAACUUCUCUUAUACUUUCUUUUCCUUCCACUUUCCUUCUCCCUUCCUUCCUACCCAAACGAUACCAAUGCCCUCACUCUCUUUCGCCUCCAAGCCGACACUCAUGGCAUCCUCCACCCCAACUGGACAGGCCACGACGCUUGUUCCUCCGCCUGGCACGGCGUUAACUGCUCCUCAACCGGCCGUGUCAUCGAACUCUCCCUCCCUUCCCUCUCCCUCCGCGGCCCCAUAACAGCCAUUUCCCUCCUCGAUCAGCUCCGAAUCCUCGACCUCCACGAAAAUCGACUCAACGGCAGCGUUUCACCGUUAACCAACUGUACUAACCUCGAACUCGUUUAUCUUACAGGCAACGAUUUCUCCGGCGAUAUUCCACCUGAAAUCUCGCACCUCAGGCGCCUUCUUCGCCUCGACUUGUCCAAUAACAACAUACAAGGUCAUAUUCCUAAACAAAUCUCCGGUUUGAAGCGGCUCAUUACUCUCCGGCUUCAAAACAAUGCAUUGACCGGCCAAAUCCCAGAUUUUUCUUCUUCUCUUAGAAACUUAACCGAGCUUAAUUUAACCAACAAUGAGCUUUACGGACGGUUACCGAGAAAUUUACUGGCGAAAUUCAGCAAAGAAAGCUUUAAAGGAAAUGAAGGGCUCUGUGGACCAACUCCAUUCCCGGUUUGUUCCUUCACAGGGUCUCAACCGGUGGAUUCACCAACCCAGACCGUUCCGUCGAAUCCGAGUUCGAUCCCUCAGUCACCGAUCAUCGGACCCGACAGCAAAGCCAAGGCACGUAAAGGCUUAACUCCUGGUGCUAUAGUUUCAAUUGUAGUUGCAGCCAGCGUGGCGUUUUUAGUGGUGGUUUCUUUUAUCGUGGCUUAUUAUUGCGGAAGAAACAGGGGAGACGACAGUGUUUCGGCCUCCGGCGGCCGUGGAAGUAGCUACGGAAGUGAAAAGAAAGUUCACGCAAAUGGCGCCGCCGCCACCGACAGUGACGGAACCAACGCUACGGAUAACAGUAAGCUGGUGUUUUUCGAGAGAAGGAAACAGUUCGAAUUGGAGGAUUUGUUGAAAGCUUCGGCCGAAAUGAUGGGGAAAGGGAGUUUGGGAACUGUUUACAGAGCGGUGCUCGACGAUGGGUCCGUCGUCGCUGUUAAGAGGCUUAAAGAUGCGAAUCCUUGUCCGAGGAAGGAAUUCGAACAAUACAUGGACAUUAUUGGGAAAGUUAAGCAUCCCAACGUUGUGAAAUUGAAGGCUUACUAUUAUGCUAAAGAAGAGAAGCUUCUUGUUUUUGAUUACCUCCCUAAUGGAAGCUUGCAUUCACUUCUUCAUGGAAACAGGGGACCGGGGAGGAUUCCGUUGGAUUGGACUACAAGGAUCAGCUUGGUCUUAGGGGCAGCUCGAGGGUUAUCAAAGAUUCAUGAAGAUUACGGUGAAGCAAAAAUCCCCCAUGGAAAUGUGAAAUCUUCGAACGUUCUUCUUGACAAAAAUGGGGUUGCUUUGAUUUCUGAUUUCGGGUUGUCUUUGCUUCUAAGCCCCGUUCAUGCCAUAGCAAGAUUGGGUGGAUAUAAGGCUCCCGAGCAAUCCGAAGUUAAAAGACUGUCUCAGAAGGCCGAUGUUUAUAGUUUCGGAGUGUUGUUGUUGGAAGUACUCACGGGGAGAGCUCCGUCGCAGUACCCUUCCCCUACUCGUCCUCGAGUCUACAUAGAAGAACAAACUGUCGAUCUUCCGAAAUGGGUCCGAUCCGUUGUUAAGGAAGAGUGGACGGCCGAAGUCUUCGAUCAAGAACUUUUGAGGUACAAAAACAUCGAGGAGGAACUCGUGGCAAUGCUUCAUGUGGGCUUGGCUUGUGUGGUUCCUCAGUCCGAAAAGAGACCGACAAUGGCGGAAGUGGCUAAAAUGAUAGAGGAUAUAAGGGUGGAACAGUCUCCUAUAGGGGAAGAUUACGAUGAAUCUCGCGAUUCGAUUUCACCUUCGGUUGCUACCACCGAAGAUGGACUAUAGCUGGUUAUUGAUGAUUUCCAUUGCCAAUGCUGCUAAUGUAUUAUCCUUCCUGGUUCUUAGUUAGAUCCAUUUAUUU